GGUUUCCGUUCCCAGCCGAGCCUAGGUUCCUGGGGAGGAAGGAAUGGCGGUGCCCUCGUCCCCCAAACCCUCGGGAAGCGAAGGGUUAACGCUGGUGGCCCCGCAGAAGCCCCCCAGCGCCGCUAGAGGGACCAUCUCAGCGGCACCUCCGGGCGGCUUCGCGGUCACGUGAGAGGAGGGCGGGACCAAACGAGAGGCCGGCCAAUAGGCUGCGCUGUCGGUGGGCGUGAUAGCCAAUAGGAGCAGGGAGAGGGGUCCCGGGACUAGGAAGAAACGGCGGCCGGGAGGGGACUACAGGGACCAUGGGGCUUCUGACCAUUCUGAAGAAGAUGAAGCAGAAAGAGCGGGAGCUGCGACUGCUCAUGCUCGGCCUGGACAACGCUGGCAAAACCACCAUCCUCAAGAAGUUCAAUGGGGAAGACAUUGACACCAUCUCCCCGACGCUGGGCUUCAACAUCAAGACCCUGGAGCACCGAGGAUUCAAGCUGAACAUCUGGGAUGUGGGCGGCCAGAAGUCCCUGCGGUCCUACUGGCGGAACUACUUCGAGAGCACGGACGGCCUCAUCUGGGUGGUGGACAGUGCUGACCGUCAGCGCAUGCAGGACUGCCAACGGGAACUCCAGAGCCUGUUGGUGGAGGAGCGCCUGGCUGGAGCCACCCUCCUCAUCUUUGCCAACAAGCAAGACCUGCCCGGAGCACUGUCCUCUAACGCCAUCCGUGAGGCCCUGGAGCUGGACUCCAUCCAUAGCCACCACUGGUGCAUCCAGGGCUGUAGCGCCGUCACCGGGGAGAACCUGCUACUCGGCAUUGACUGGCUCCUGGAUGACAUUUCCAGCCGCAUCUUCACGGCCGACUGAAGCACUCCGGGUGCCCCCCACCUCACAGUCCAGCCCCGCCCCUGCCCCCAGCCCUCAUCAGGCACCAUCCAUGGGGGAAUGCGAGUCAGCCAGCCUGGCGAACACCCCCGACCCCACGCCGAAAGCUGCCGCUCUGUGGCCCGCCGGCUCCCGUGGCUGGAGGGCUGCCGCCCUGGCU
Molecule: messenger RNA, 1035 nt
Organism: Odobenus rosmarus divergens (Pacific walrus)
Lineage: Eukaryota; Metazoa; Chordata; Mammalia; Carnivora; Odobenidae
Gene: ARL2
Product: ADP-ribosylation factor-like 2
Exons: 5
Coding region: 303-857 (184 amino acids)
Biological process (GO): protein folding
Cellular component (GO): microtubule cytoskeleton; cytoplasm
Molecular function (GO): GTPase activity; GTP binding
Source: RefSeq, a predicted model, not a curated record